Messenger RNA from Hyposmocoma kahamanoa, 1844 nucleotides. Its product is annotated as 63 kDa chaperonin, mitochondrial-like. Bases 84 to 1793 code for a protein of 569 amino acids. The record is from RefSeq and is a predicted model, not a curated record. NCBI's taxonomy places the organism in Eukaryota, Metazoa, Arthropoda, Insecta, Lepidoptera, Cosmopterigidae. The transcript has a single exon. Gene Ontology annotation, molecular function: ATP-dependent protein folding chaperone; ATP binding; protein-folding chaperone binding. Gene Ontology annotation, cellular component: mitochondrial inner membrane; mitochondrial matrix. Gene Ontology annotation, biological process: protein import into mitochondrial intermembrane space; protein refolding; mitochondrial unfolded protein response.
AAUUUGCUUGUCAAAUUGAAUGUGAUCAAUUCAACGAUUUCGCGGAUAUUUCAAUAUUAGUGUGUCAAAUAAAAUAUUUAAGAAUGCAUCGAUUCCAAACAUUUCGGUAUCAGUUACACAAAUUAUCUAAUAUUAAAUUUAUUCAAGCUAGCCGCCGUUGCUAUGCUAAAGAGGUCAGAUUUGGACCGGACGUCAGAGCGUUAAUGCUUCAGGGAGUUGAUAUUCUUGCUGAUGCCGUUGCAGUAACUAUGGGACCUAAAGGUCGCAACGUUAUUUUAGAGCAAAAUUUUGGCCCUCCAAAAAUAACUAAAGACGGCGUGACUGUCGCUAAAGGGAUAGAACUAAAAGAUAAAUUCCAAAAUAUUGGCGCUAAGUUAGUACAAAAUGUAGCUAACAAAACAAAUGAAGAAGCAGGAGACGGGACGACUACUGCAACGAUUUUAGCUCGAGCAAUUGCAAGAGAAGGUUUUGAAAAUAUUUCGAGGGGUGCUAACCCAAUAGAAAUUAGAAAAGGCGUAAUGUUGGCUGUAGAAACUGUGAAAAGUAAACUUGCAGAAAUAUCAAGGCCAGUGAGCACAUCUGAAGAAAUAGAACAGGUGGCUACCAUUUCUGCGAAUGGAGAUAAAUCGAUUGGGAAACUAAUUACUACAGCUAUGAAUAAAGUUGGCAAAGACGGAGUUAUAACAAUUAAGGAAGGGAAAACUUUAGACGAUGAUAUUGAAAUUAUAGAAGGCAUGAAAUUUGAUCGCGGUUACAUUUCACCAUAUUUUAUUAAUUCUGCUAAAGGCCCUAAGGUUGAAUAUAAUGAUGCUUUGAUAUUGUUUUCUGAAAAGAAAAUAUUUACAGCGCAGCAAAUAAUACCAGCUCUUGAAAUAGCUAACGCAAAAAAGAAGCCUUUAGUAAUUAUUACCGAAGAAUUAGAUGGUGAACCUUUGUCCAUUUUAGUAAUCAACAAACUAAAAGCUGGACUACCAGUUGUAGCUGUUAAAGCUCCUGGAUUUGGAGAUUAUAGAAGGGAGUCUUUAAUUGACAUGGCCAUUGCGACUGGUGGUGUUGUGUUUGAAGACACUGCUAAUUUAAUAAGGCUGGAAGAUUGUCUACCAGAAAGUCUUGGAGAGGUAGGAGAAGUAGUGAUUACUAAAGAUUAUACCAUUUUAAUGAAAGGCAAAGGCAAUCAAGAUGACAUAGCCCAGCGCAUUGCACAGAUCAAAGAAGAAUUAGAAGAGAAAAGUAAUGACUACGAUAAACUGCGUUUAAUAGAACGUUUGUCUAGACUACAAGCAGGAGUUGCUGUUUUAAUGAUUGGAGGAUGUAGCGAAGUUGAAGUUAAUGAGAAAAAAGACCGUGUUAACGAUGCCUUAAAUGCAACAAGAGCUGCCAUUGCUGAAGGAAUAGUGCCUGGUGGUGGAGCUGCACUACUUCGAUGCAUACCAGUCCUCGACACUCUAACGCCAGCUAAUUGUGACCAAGCUAUCGGUAUUAAUAUCAUUAAAAAAGCUUUACGCACUCCUUGCUUAACUAUAGCUAGCAACGCUGGAUUUGAUGGUUCGGUUGUAGUAUCUAAGGUAGAAGCAAUGGACAACGAUUACGGCUAUGAUGCUUUAAACAAUGAAUAUGUUAAUUUGAUUGAAAAAGGAAUAGUCGACCCGACGAAGGUUGUACGAAGAGCUCUAACUGAUGCUAGCGGGGUUGCGUCUUUGUUAACAACAGCAGAAGCUGUUAUAUGUGAUCUCCCAAAAAAAGAGUCUUUAACUUUAGGAGGUUCACCAGAAUUUUCUCCUGAUCUGGAUUAGUUCCUUCGUUUUGCUCUUUGUCACUGGAGUAGUAGUGUAUUCGUUUGGUUC